This is a messenger RNA of Mugil cephalus (flathead mullet), 916 nucleotides long. It is a transcript of the gene txnl4a, whose product is annotated as thioredoxin-like 4A. Gene Ontology annotation, biological process: mRNA splicing, via spliceosome. NCBI's taxonomy places the organism in Eukaryota, Metazoa, Chordata, Actinopteri, Mugiliformes, Mugilidae. Gene Ontology annotation, cellular component: U5 snRNP; spliceosomal complex; U4/U6 x U5 tri-snRNP complex. The record is from RefSeq and is a predicted model, not a curated record. The coding region runs from base 173 to 601 and encodes 142 amino acids. The transcript is spliced from 4 exons.
AUUACGUCAUACGUACGGAAACGUUCUAGAAAGAUUAGCGAGAAGAUUCACAGAAGCAUAAACAGGCUGCAGGGGAAUUUGCUGACUUUCAAGUUACGGUUUUGCCACAAGGCGCCAUUCAAUACGCAUUUAUUCACAUUUUAAGCUUAGGUAUCGCCAACUUUGAAUCAAGAUGUCGUACAUGCUACCUCAUCUCCAUAAUGGCUGGCAGGUAGACCAAGCCAUCUUGUCUGAAGAGGACCGAGUUCUGGUAAUUCGCUUCGGACACGACUGGGACCCGACAUGUAUGAAAAUGGACGAGGUUCUUUACAGCAUCGCUGAAAAGGUAAAAAAUUUUGCAGUCAUUUACCUGGUGGACAUCACAGAAGUGCCUGAUUUCAACAAGAUGUACGAGUUGUACGACCCCUGCACCGUCAUGUUCUUUUUCAGGAACAAACACAUCAUGAUUGAUUUAGGCACUGGUAAUAACAAUAAGAUCAACUGGACAAUGGAGGACAAGCAGGAGAUGAUAGACAUUGUGGAAACCGUGUACAGAGGUGCAAGAAAAGGAAGAGGUCUGGUGGUGUCUCCUAAGGAUUAUUCAACAAAGUACAGAUACUGAAUUUUCUUCCUUGCAUGUUUUUUUCUUGUUUUCCUGAUUCCAGAGACAGAGACGACAAAUUGCGAAAGUCAAGGGUGAUCGUUUUUUUUGUUUUGUUUUGUUUAGCAUUUUGGUUUGCCAUUGAAAAGACAAUGUUCAUUUUAACAGCGUUAUGUUGUGCCAUUUCUGUUGGUGUGUGUAGACUAGUUUUAUUCAGUUUCUUCUUGUGUUUUUCUUAAGACUUAUUUCUGUGAAACAAGUGCUGAACAGACAAGACACAGUGUACAGAGCCUCAUAUGUAAAUUUUGCAAUAAAAAUGGAUUUUUACACAGAGUA